AUGAAGGCGUCGCAGUGGACGACCACGUCCGGCGGCAUUGAAAAAACCCUCAAAUACACCACCAGCGCAAAGCUGCCGAAGAAUGCAAACAAUCUACCCGCCAAAUCCACCCUGGUGAAAGUCUCGCACGCAAGCAUCAACCCGGUGGACUACAAGCUGGCUGAACUCCCGAUCAUCAAUCGCUUCUUCACCAAACCCGCCAUUCCCGGUCUCGACUACGCCGGCACCGUCGUCGCCACAACACUCCCACACCUGAAGCCAGGAGAUCGUGUCUUUGGAAAAUCACAGCCUCUCGCAUUUGGCUCGACAGCGGAGUACCUCGUGAUCUCGGGCGCGGAUGGCUGUGUCGCUCUACCAGAUGAGGUCUCGUUUGAGCAGGCUGCUUGUGUUGGCGUGGCCGGGUUGACAGCAUACGAAUCGAUCGCUCCCUUCGUGAAGCCAGGCAGCAAGGUUCUCAUCAAUGGAGGAUCUGCAUUGAAGCGCUCCGGCAAUCAGUUCGACUUGAUCGUGGACAAUGUCUUCGCCGAGCCACAGCUCUACUGGCAGUCUCAUCAUUACCUCAAGCCAAGCGGGCGCUUCGUCACCGUCACCUCGCAAUUCACAAUCCACAGCAUUGCCAAUCUCACGGGUAUUCUCACUCUUCCGAAAUGGCUUGGAGGUGGGAGUCGCAAAGCUCAAUUUUUGGGUGUCGGGACGAAGAAGGACGAGUUCGAGACGAUCGCCAGGCUGAUGAAGGAAGGCAAGGUCAAGGCGCAGAUUGAGGAGGUGUUUCCGCUGGACAAACUCGGAGAAGCGUUUGCCAGGCUCAAGGCUGGACGAACUCGGGGAAAGCUUGUCAUCCGGAUCUAA
This is a messenger RNA of Zymoseptoria tritici IPO323, 849 nucleotides long. RefSeq lists its product as uncharacterized. The record is from RefSeq and is a predicted model, not a curated record. The transcript has 2 exons. NCBI's taxonomy places the organism in Eukaryota, Fungi, Ascomycota, Dothideomycetes, Mycosphaerellales, Mycosphaerellaceae. The coding region runs from base 1 to 849 and encodes 282 amino acids. Gene Ontology annotation, molecular function: oxidoreductase activity.